This is a messenger RNA of Closterium sp. NIES-65, 441 nucleotides long. The record is from the annotation of a GenBank genome assembly. Lineage: Eukaryota; Viridiplantae; Streptophyta; Zygnematophyceae; Desmidiales; Closteriaceae.
AUGUACAUCACUCUCUACUACCUCGUCACCCGGCUCCCUCACUCCCUUCGCUCGGUCAGGGACCACUUCCUCUCCCUUUGCCCCACCAAGCUCACCGUUGACCUCCUCGAGGAGCGCCUCCUUGCAGCUGAGAAGAGUAUAGUCGCUGUAGAAGCCUCUCGUGGUGACCCUCGUGCCCCUUUCUUUGAGGGGUGCUCCCCCGUCCCUCUAUCGCCCUCUGUUGUCUCUGCUGCUGCUGUCGACCUCGUUGGCACCGAGUCGGUCGGCGCUGCGUCUGCUCCUAGUGGGAGGCACCGCAGCGGCAGAAGCAAGGAGGGCAAGGGUGCUGGAGGAGACGACGGGGGCGGCGGUGGUAGCGGUGGAGGCGGCGGAGGGGGUGGGGGUGGAGUGGGGAGACGUGCGGAGGACCGCACGUCACGCACCGCUGUUUCGGCCGCCUGA